This is a messenger RNA of Ascochyta rabiei, 2253 nucleotides long. RefSeq lists its product as uncharacterized. Gene Ontology annotation, molecular function: calcium ion binding; calcium-dependent phospholipid binding. NCBI's taxonomy places the organism in Eukaryota, Fungi, Ascomycota, Dothideomycetes, Pleosporales, Didymellaceae. Bases 1 to 2253 code for a protein of 750 amino acids. The record is from RefSeq and is a predicted model, not a curated record. The transcript is spliced from 3 exons. Gene Ontology annotation, cellular component: cytoplasm.
AUGUCGCUGCGCCCAGACGACAGGUCGCGACGGUCGCGCUCCAAGUCGCCCGGCCGUGCAGGGGAGCGCAACCGCAGUCGCAGCCGCAGUCGCAGCCGCAGUCGCAGCCGCAGUCGCAGCCAUGUGCGCGAGGCAUCUGGAUCUGCGUCUGCGUCUGCGUCUGCGUCUGCACCUGGGCCGGGUCAGCAUUACAGCGCAGCUGAAUAUGCACCAAUGGAAGCCCACGGUGCGCAGUACGAAACCAGGCAGCCACUCGUGCAUCCGACGACCGUGAACGAGCCCAUCACCAUGGGCAACUACGCCGACCUGCCCCCCGACCAGCGCCCGGCCUACAUGCGGCACGCCCAGGCCGCCGCCCACUACCAGCAGCCCAUCGCCUACGCCCAGGCCGGCAACGUCCAGUACACGCCCACGUCCCAUGCUGGACAGCCGUUUGCAUACACGACCACGCCCACGUCACAUGCUGGGCAGCCGUUUGCAUACACGACCGCGCCCACGCGCGACCCUGCUGCGAGCUUCCAGUACGCCCCCGCGCCCGACAACAUCACCUUCAGCGCCCGGCCCGUCGUCGGCUCCGCCCAUCACCCACCCACAACACACACGGCCCAGCCAACGAGUCCCGCCUACCCGCCGCCAGCGCACCCCCAGUAUGCCGCCGUCCCGCACGCCCCCGCCCCGCCGCCCCUCGCCCAGCCCCAGUACCCGCCGCCGCCCAUGGGCACCCACUCCCCGCGCCCAGAGCACCACCGCGCGCAGUCGAGCGCGGGCGCAACGAGCACCUACGACGGGCGCAAGGUGGUCGAGAUGGUCCCAGGCGGCGGCGGCCGGCCCGACCUGCAGAACAUCAUGCCCGGCGGUAUGCCCGGCGGCUUUCCAGGCGGCGGCAUGCCUCCCCCCAGCCCGCUGUUGGAAGCCUACCAGGGCGUGUACCAGUCCAUCAGCCCCAUGCCGCAGGCCAUGAUGCUCGACGACGACGACAUCGACCACCUGCAGCCCCUCGACAGCCUCUCCCCGCGAGAAUCGAGGCGUUCCGUCCAGGGUCGACACCGCGCCCACUCGCGCUCAGGCCGCUCACCAAGCCCCCUCCCGCCCUCGAAGCGCAAGGACAAGCUCGCCCUCGAAGCCUACAGCUCCUCCGCCCGAGAUCCAUACGAUCCCUACUCGGAUCGCGACCGCCGCUCCAACGACCGCAAAAAGGAAGAACGCCGCGCACGAGUCUACGAUGCCGAACCCGACGCCCUCGCCAUCGUCGACGCCCUGAGCGCGCGCACGCCCGACCUCGACACCCUCAUCGACAUCCUCCCGCUCCUCUCGCACGAUCAGAUGCUCGAGCUCCGCACCGAGUACAAGCGCCACUGCAAAGUGCAGGGCCGCGGCAUCAACAUUGCCAAACACAUCAAACUGAAGACCUCGGGCAACUUUUGCAAAAUCGCAUACGUGACCGCCCUCGGCCGCUACGAGGGCGAGGGCUACUGGGCAAACUACUGGUACCAGAGCAACUCGGCGCGCCGGGAGCUGCUCAUCGAAGCGCUGAUGGGCCGCCAAAACCACGAAAUCCGAGCCAUCAAAGACACCUUCCGCGACAAGCGCUACUCGGACUCGCUCACAAAAUGCAUGGACAAGGAGCUCAAGGCCGACAAGUUCCGCAAAGCCGUGCUCAUGGCGCUCGAAGGCGAGCGACAGGAGGAGUCCGACGUGUGGCCGACCGAGUACCGCAACCGCGACGUCGACACGCUGUACAAGGCACUCAAGGCGCGCGAGGGCGGCGAGAGCGCCAUCCUCGGCGUCGUCGUCAUGCGCAGCGACGCCCAUCUGCGCGAGUGCCUGCGCACGUACGAGCGCAAGUACCAGGGUAGUUUUGCACGCGAGUGUCUGCGGAAAAGCAACAACCUCGUCGGCGAAGUCAUAGCCCACAUCCUCAACGGCGUCAUCAACCGUCCAGCCCGCGACGCCAUGCUCCUGCACCACGCGCUCAUGGACCUCAUCGAGCCCUCGUCGUUGUCGUCCAAUGCCCGCUCCUCGCGCGAAAAUACCUCCGCCGCCUCGACAUCAGCCGCCAAACACGAGCGCCAGCAGCGCUACGAGCUGCUCGUCUCGCGCCUCGUGCGCCUCCACUGGGAGCGUAUGCACCUUGGCCGCGUCAAGGCAGAGUACGAGGACAAGUACGGUAGGAUGGUCGAGGAGGAUGUCGAAGAGGCGACCAAAGGGGAUUUUAGGGAGUUUUGUCUUGCGCUCUGUCAGACGGGUCGGUGA